Uranotaenia lowii is the source of this 698-nucleotide messenger RNA. RefSeq lists its product as uncharacterized. The transcript has 4 exons. NCBI's taxonomy places the organism in Eukaryota, Metazoa, Arthropoda, Insecta, Diptera, Culicidae. Bases 82 to 603 code for a protein of 173 amino acids. The record is from RefSeq and is a predicted model, not a curated record.
AAACAGCUCCAAGGAAAAUCCCAUCUGUUUGUCCCGAGGAAUAUCUUCGCGUUAGCGUUUGCCCACCAAUUUCGACCAGAAAUGUGUCCUGCCAACAAGCCGUAUCGUUUUCGUCCGAGGACGGUGGCUUGCGAGAAUUCAGUCGGUACUGGAUGUCUAUCGAGUUAUUGGUCAACAUAUUCCUUCAUCCGGUGGUGCAACAGCACAUCUUCAUGUAUCCUGAUUAAUAGGUAUCCCGGAAUCGUCGCUUUGCCGCGAGAGAGGCGACUGGAUGAAAAACACAUGAAAAAAGUUGGAAGUUUUCAUUACCCGCAGCGGCUGAACACAAUUGUUUCCGCAGAACUUUUUAAAUUGCCGGAUGGUCCAGUUGAAGCCCCAGUUGUACCCGUCGAUGCGAUGCCGAUGGACGUCAAAACUGAUCUGCGUGAAAUGUGGGAGCGGUCCUUGAUCGUCGAUAAUGCCGAAAUCUGUGAUGGGCCUCUACAUUCUCAGUAUAUAUUAUCUCGGCUUCGUGCACCGAACUCCACAUUCUGCUUUUUUCCGCAUUCAAAAAAUCGCAUAGUCCUGCUUGGAGAAGAUCGACCAAGAAAGGCAAUCCUAUGAGGGCGCUUUCUGUAUCAUGCUGAGGGCUUACUCGCACGGUAAGUUUAUUUUUAAUUUAACUAUAAAUCAGAGACAUUGUGUUACGGAAGAUUAAC